Thlaspi arvense is the source of this 255-nucleotide messenger RNA. Lineage: Eukaryota; Viridiplantae; Streptophyta; Magnoliopsida; Brassicales; Brassicaceae. The record is from the annotation of a GenBank genome assembly.
AUGGAGGGAGUUGUGUCUGUAUUUCCAAGCAAGAUAUUAAAGCUCCAAACGACGGCGUCUUGGGACUUUAUGGGGCUAAAGGAGGGAAAAGGGACAAAGCGAAAUCCGUCUGUGGAGAGUGAUACAAUUAUCGGAGUCUUGGACGGUGGAAUCUGGCCGGAAUCCGAAAGCUUUUCCGACAAAGGCUUUGGCCCUCCUCCGAAGAAAUGGAAGGGCACUUGUGCCGGCGGUGAAAACUUCACCUGCAAUAAGUAA